Messenger RNA from Arthroderma uncinatum, 3222 nucleotides. Its product is annotated as ATP-dependent protease La. Gene Ontology annotation, cellular component: mitochondrial matrix. Gene Ontology annotation, biological process: mitochondrion organization; protein catabolic process; chaperone-mediated protein complex assembly. The record is from RefSeq and is a predicted model, not a curated record. Gene Ontology annotation, molecular function: ATP binding; single-stranded DNA binding; serine-type endopeptidase activity. NCBI's taxonomy places the organism in Eukaryota, Fungi, Ascomycota, Eurotiomycetes, Onygenales, Arthrodermataceae. The transcript is spliced from 3 exons. Bases 1 to 3222 code for a protein of 1073 amino acids.
AUGAUUCGGGGCAUCAGUCUCCCGUGGAGGAUAGCUCUUCGCCGGACCUCGCAGGAUAUCCGAUGCAGGGCCUACAGUCCGCGGAUUAGACCGACCGCGUUCUCACAUUUAGAUAUCCAAGCUUCUCGUCUGUCGCUUUCGCGCAAUUUCUCCUCGACUCCGGCCCGACGAAAAGAGAAACCGUCUCCGCCACAACCGAAGAAGGAGAAGGAAGAAGGAACCGAGGCCGAAACAGAACGCGAAGAGAAGAUAAAACCGGAAGAGCCGUCUGAAGGUAAAGGCAAAUCUGAUGAACCCAGCCCAAUUCCAGCGGCGGAGGGCCGUUCGGACUCACGACCGAGCCAGGCGGGAGGUGUCAGCAGCGGCGGCAGCUCAGUGAGCGGGAGUGGUGAUGGUGGAAGGAGAGGGAGGAAAGGGUCUUCGGAAAAGGCGCUUCAGAAACCGACGAUACCGGAUGUCUACCCGCAGGUGAUGGCCAUCCCCAUUGCUCGACGACCUUUGUUCCCCGGAUUCUACAAGGCUAUCACGAUCAAAGACCCGAAUGUUGUGUCCGCGAUACAAGAGAUGAUGAAGCGUGGGCAGCCAUACGUGGGAGCUUUCCUGUUCAAGGAUGAAGCUGCGGAUAAGGAUGUUAUCGACAACAUGGACGAGGUUCACGAUGUCGGCGUGUUUGCCCAGAUCACGAGUGCCUUCCCUGUUCACGGAGAUGAGGCCGGCCUUACGGCAGUUCUAUACCCGCAUCGAAGAAUAACAAUGACGUCUAUUAUUCCGCCUCGUGACGGGGCGCAGAAAGAGGCUGGCGAUCAAGAGGCAUUGAAAGAUACGUCUGCCGAAAAGCAAGGGGACGUUGUUGCAAGCUUUGAAGAAGGAGCCGCAGAACAGGCCGUAAAGGACACCACGCUCUACGAACCAUCGGCGUUCUUACGAAAGUACCCCGUGACCAUAGUCAAUGUGAACAACCUGGUGGAGGAACCCAUCGACAAGAAGAGCCCUGUCAUACGCGCGGUGACAAGCGAAAUAGUGAACGUGUUCAAGGAUGUCGCAAACCUGAACCCCCUAUUCCGUGACCAAAUCUCUACCUUUUCCAUGAGCCAAUCUGCGGGAAAUGUGAUUGAAGAGCCUGCUAAAUUGGCCGACUUUGCCGCUGCGGUAUCUGCCGGAGAAAUCAAGGAGCUACAAGAUGUUUUGGAAACCAUGAACGUCGAGGAGCGUCUGUCCAAAGCCUUAGUUGUCUUGAAAAAGGAGCUAAUGAACGCCCAGCUUCAAUCGAAAAUAUCAAAGGAUGUCGAGGCUAAGAUACAAAAGCGUCAGCGAGAGUACUGGUUAAUGGAACAAAUGAAGGGCAUCCGCCGAGAACUGGGCAUCGAGUCCGACGGGAAAGACAAGCUCGUAGAGAAGUUUAAAGAGAAGGCUGAGAAACUGGCCAUGCCUGAUGUUGUGAGAAAGGUAUUCGACGAGGAACUGAACAAACUAGCACACUUAGAGCCGGCUGCAUCGGAAUUUAACGUCACCCGAAACUACCUGGACUGGAUAACACAGAUUCCAUGGGGCCGAAGGAGUGAGGAGAAUUUUGGAAUCAGGAAUGCUGUCAAGGUUCUGGACGAGGACCAUUAUGGCCUGAAAGACGUGAAAGAUCGUAUCCUGGAAUUCAUUGCUGUCGGGAAACUCCGUGGAACAGUCGAGGGGAAGAUCCUUUGUUUCGUUGGGCCACCUGGCGUGGGAAAAACAAGUAUUGGAAAAUCAAUUGCCCGUGCAUUGAACAGGCAAUACUAUCGAUUCAGCGUCGGUGGUUUAACUGAUGUAGCUGAGAUAAAGGGCCACCGAAGAACCUACGUCGGAGCUCUCCCUGGUCGUAUCAUCCAAGCACUCAAGAAAUGCCAGACGGAAAACCCACUUAUUCUCAUCGAUGAGGUCGAUAAAAUUGGGCGCGGACACCAAGGAGAUCCAGCAUCUGCAUUACUCGAACUGCUCGAUCCAGAACAAAAUUCUUCCUUCCUUGACCAUUAUAUGGAUAUUCCCGUGGAUCUCUCCAAGGUUCUUUUCGUCUGCACAGCCAACAUGACUGAUACCAUCCCACGGCCCCUACUGGAUCGAAUGGAGCUAAUUGAGCUUUCCGGCUAUGUAGCCGACGAGAAAAUGGCCAUUGCUGAACGAUAUCUCGCCCCAGCUGCGAAAGAAGUCAGCGGACUGAAAGCAGUGGAUGUGAACCUUGAAAAAGAAGGCAUCGAGGAGCUUAUAAAAUCUUACUGCCGUGAGAGCGGAGUACGCAACCUAAAGAAACAGAUUGAGAAAGUCUAUAGGAAAGCAGCGUUGAAAAUCAUUCAAGACCUACCAGAGGAAGAGCUUUCAGAAGAGAGCAAAGUUAGGCAAGAAGUGAAGGCUGCGCAAGAAGAAGCCGCCUCAAAAUCCGAAACCGACACCGAGGCCGCAAAAGAAUCCGACACUCAAGCCCCAGAAGCCCCCAAGUUAGAAGCAGUUCAUGUUCCAUCGGAUGUCCAUGUUUCUAUCGGCAAGGACAACUUGAAAGAUUACGUUGGUCCACCCGUCUUUACAUCGGAUAGACUCUACGAUGUAACCCCGCCUGGUGUUGCCAUGGGUCUUGCAUGGACGAGCAUGGGCGGUGCUGCAUUAUAUGUUGAAUCUAUCUUACAAUCUGCGCUAUCAUCGGCCUCGCGACCUGGAUUCGAACAGACUGGUAACCUUAUGAGCGUCAUGAAGGAGUCUACGGUGAUUGCAUAUUCCUUCGCCAAGUCUGUUAUGGCCAAAGAAUUCCCCAAGAACAAAUUUUUCGACAAAGCAAGGCUUCACUUGCACUGCCCUGAGGGUGCGGUUCAAAAGGACGGUCCUUCUGCUGGUAUUACCAUGGCAACAGCACUACUCUCUCUCGCCCUUAACAAACCAGUGGAUCCCACCAUCGCCAUGACCGGCGAGCUUACUGUAACGGGGAAAGUACUUCGGAUCGGAGGACUGCGUGAGAAGACUGUGGCUGCUCGCCGCGCAGGAGCCAAGACCAUCAUCUUCCCAGCAGACAAUAUGUCCGAUUGGUUAGAACUACCAGAGAACAUCAAAGAAGGAAUAGAAGGGCAUGCCGCCAAUUGGUAUUCUGAUGUAUUCGAUAUCGUGUUUGGUAACGUUGACCGACAGGCUAUAAACGAGCUGUGGACUACGCAGCUUGCUGAGCCGGAGAAGGCAGAGAAGAAGACUCGAAAGGAUGACGACUAG